AUGGAUAUCAUGAAAUCUUACUCCGAAAUAUUUAAGCAAGGGAUCUUCUUUGAUCUGGACAAACUCUUUGAUUGCUGCCUUCGAAGUGAAGACGGACUGGAAUUUGGUGCACAUCGUAUCAUUCUAGCUAGUCGCUGUGACUAUUUUCGUGCUGUCUUUAGCGGAAACUUUGGAAUAGAAACCAAAGUGUAUCUUUCGGGCAUUAGCGGAAGCAUUUUGUGCGAAAUUCUUCGCUUUCUAUAUACUGGAAGUAUCAUCUUAAAUGAAGAGAACGUUAUUGACAUCGUCGUAGCUGCAGAUUACUUUUUGAUUGACAAAUUGCUGAGUGAAUGUCGAAUCUAUGCUUUCAAUCAUAUUAAUGCUAACAACUGUCUGUUGUUUUUCGAGGUAGCUUGGUCAGUAGAGAGAUUUUCCUUUUUGACUGAAUGCCUCAGAUAUAUUCAGACUCAUUUCGAAUCUGUAGUCAGCAGUCAGUAUUCCAAUUUCGCAAAUCUCCCGCUAAGCUUCGUGAAGAGCUUUCUGAAUCUAAGUGGAAUUACAGAAGAUGUCAUAUGGGUGGCUGCUAUGAAAUGGCUGAAGAAAGAUCCAGUUGUAAGAUUGCAAGUACUACCCGAACUUCUGGCAUGCCUUUGUUUGCAGAACUUGGAUGAAAACUUAGCAACUGAAAUACUCGACAGUUCUUGUUAA
Molecule: messenger RNA, 687 nt
Organism: Stegodyphus dumicola
Lineage: Eukaryota; Metazoa; Arthropoda; Arachnida; Araneae; Eresidae
Product: kelch-like protein 38
Molecular function (GO): protein binding
Source: RefSeq, a predicted model, not a curated record